ACAUCGAAAAAGCUUCACGGAACAUGCCACGACCAUCGUCCAGUCUUUACCCACGGCGAUGUGUUGCCUUCGGUCUACGGAUCGAUCCGUUCUGGAGAAUAAAUCACUCCUUGAUAGGAAGUUCGCCUCUCGUUGGGUCCUCUUCAGUGAGGGCGAUGAGGGGGGAAUGUCGAUGACGGGAUACAUACCUUUUCUUUAUUUUUAUUUUAUUUUUACUUUAAAAACACAAUUCGUAUUGAGUAUCAUGAAUGCAAUGUUUUCUUUCUGGAGUGAUGUCUUGAACUUUUCGCGUACCGUGGUUUUCUGUAGUGUCGAAUGGCCCCUCGGAAGGGUCACAUUCUUCCAUUCGUGGUCCCUAGACUUGGGAAUGAGCUCCUGCGAUCCUCAGCCCCUGUGGUAUGGCACUGACGGAAGCUCACAGGGAGAGACAAUUGGACCAUGGUUCGCGACCUGAGAGAACUAGAUCGGGUCUGUAUCAUCCCAAAGCUUGGAAUGCGCCCCGCCAUAACGGUGAAGAUCGUGAUCAGGCGUCGCUGGUGAUGUUUACUUGUCCCUGGGGCGUGAUCAUACAUUCUCCUGCUGAUUUGCAAGGCGCAACAAUGCCCGGGAUGUUUGUUUACUUCCUCCUGGUUCCGCUGUGGCAUGCCACUGGGGAAUAAGGA
This is a messenger RNA of Aspergillus campestris IBT 28561, 662 nucleotides long. RefSeq lists its product as uncharacterized. The coding region runs from base 59 to 454 and encodes 131 amino acids. The transcript has a single exon. Lineage: Eukaryota; Fungi; Ascomycota; Eurotiomycetes; Eurotiales; Aspergillaceae. The record is from RefSeq and is a predicted model, not a curated record.